AGUAAGCACAAACAUAUUAAAAUUCUUUGAAUUAAUAGUUUCCUAGUUAAUUUUCACCUUUUCAUGAAGUCCGCGGCAUCGACAUAAAAUAUUAAAUAAUUUUAAAACUCUUUUUGGCUGUUUUUCAAAAAUUAACACCUUUGCUCUAAUUCAUGGUGAAGUUCUUAGGGAAACAGCCAUAUAAAUAAGCUUCAUUGGCAAUUUUUUGACAGUCUCGAAAUCGUGCAACAUUCGGAAGUAAGCAGUGGAAUCAAUCAGAAUAGUAUUCCUUUUUGAAACGACUAAAAUGAAAUUCGUCAUUACCUUUGCAUUUUUUGCGCUUUUUUCGCAAACCUUGGCAGUACAAGCACCAGUAGAACAUCACGUCGAAAUUGUGCGCCAGGAUGCAGAUAUCACGCCAGAAAACUACAAAUAUGGUUUCGAGACGAGCGAUGGUACUCAACAUGAUGAAGAGGGCCAGCUGAAGAAUGUCGGUACCGACGAUGAGGCAAUCGUUGUGAAAGGCUCAUACAAAUACGUUGGCGAUGAUGGUGUCACCUACGAAGUGAGCUAUACGGCCGACGAGAAUGGAUUCCAGCCUGUGGGUGAACAUUUGCCACAAGCUUAAGUAAGCAUACAUAGCUGCUGGAUAAAUUGAAGAGAGUCCAAGAGAAACCAAAAAGUGAUUUUCUCCCAAGUUGAGUAUAGUGUUUGGAUCGUUGUUGGCACAUAAAAAUGUGUUUAUGUUUGUUUAUUACUAUUGUUGGCUGAGCAUUUAAUAAAAAUUAAUAAAAAGUUAUAAAAAAUACAGAAUAUAGAAUAUUUAGGUGCAUAUACGAUUUUUGAAUAAUAGAAGCCUUGCAAUGAAACACACACUUUUGACACUGACUGAGACCGUAACAAUUUUUGUAUUUAUUUAUUUAAUAGUUUUUCACACACACAUAUCGUCUUCUACAACUUCCUGUUUUUGUUUUUUUGUUUUCCUAUUGUCUUCGAUGUACCUAAGCAAUUUUUUUACUAAAUUGGUUUUUAUCCUUUCGCUUCAAUUAGUGGCUCUAAACAUUUCCUUAUUUUGGUAUGUGUGCACCUUCUGGCUGGAAGCCGUUCUCAUCGGCCACAAAAUUAAUAGUGUAAGUUUGUCCAUCGGGCGCUACCCAAGAAAC
Molecule: messenger RNA, 1142 nt
Organism: Anastrepha ludens (Mexican fruit fly)
Lineage: Eukaryota; Metazoa; Arthropoda; Insecta; Diptera; Tephritidae
Product: larval cuticle protein 65Ag1-like
Exons: 1
Coding region: 287-607 (106 amino acids)
Cellular component (GO): chitin-based extracellular matrix
Molecular function (GO): structural constituent of chitin-based larval cuticle
Source: RefSeq, a predicted model, not a curated record